Branchiostoma belcheri (Belcher's lancelet) is the source of this 3870-nucleotide messenger RNA. RefSeq names its product caspase-2-like. Gene Ontology annotation, molecular function: death domain binding; protease binding; DNA-binding transcription factor activity. The transcript is spliced from 5 exons. Bases 179 to 3376 code for a protein of 1065 amino acids. Gene Ontology annotation, cellular component: cytoplasm. Gene Ontology annotation, biological process: innate immune response; non-canonical NF-kappaB signal transduction; cellular response to stress. The record is from RefSeq and is a predicted model, not a curated record. Lineage: Eukaryota; Metazoa; Chordata; Leptocardii; Amphioxiformes; Branchiostomatidae.
GUACCUGGGGAUGGUUAGACGUUUUCUGACGAGUCUACUGCAAAUGAAGGCUAUAAUAAUGUGUAAUUAUAUUGCAAUAUAGAGGUUAUAUGUUGACCGUGUCGGCGCGUGAGGACAUCAGUGUUCGGUUUAGUGGUAGGGAAUCCAGUCUACCUGUCUCAGCUCUGAUUGCGACAGGAUGUCUAGCCAUAGCCAUGGAGUGGUAGCCGGGAGGAACCAAGCGUUGUACGACCUGAAACUUGACACUCCCGCGGUACUGGCCGAGAGCGAAGAAGUGAAGAAGGUAUAUACAGAAUCCGGUACAAAAGGCCACCUUCCUGCCAACAGAACCAACGUCCUCUUCCUGGGCGACAAACGAGCAGGGAAAACCAGUCUCAAACGGCACCUGUCGGACAGCGGCUUCGACCCGGAAGAGUCCAGGACGGUCGGCAUAGAGCGUGAGCUGGUACAAGCGGACGAGGUGGAUGAAGACUGGGCAGAGGUGAAAGAAACGGAACACAACGAAUUCCAACAGGGAUCCGCCUUGUACACCGCCAUACAUGUCAAUGAGGAGUAUACAUCUCCACAAACUUCUGUAGACAACACUGAAACCGAGCAAAGUGAUCAAUUGCAAAGAGCUAGUGAUGAGAAUGGGAACGGUGCACGCGAGACAGAGCUCUCUUCAACUUCAAAAUGGCCGUUCUACGUUAGAUUAGUUAUUGCCAUAUUCCUUCCCUUUUCUUUGGCUUCUCUGGAAAUCUUUGAAAGGUUCGGUCCCCUUCUGCUGAUGUUCGUUCUCUUGCUCUGGAUUAUCUUAUUCCAACAGGUUCACUUUAGGGGAUUCUCUAUAGGUACGGGGGCUGCCAUUGUAGCCAUAUUCACCAAGUAUUUUCACACACAUGUGCCUUUGCCCGAUUCAAGUAUUGGUGUUGCUUUCGUCAGCUUGCUCGCUGCUGCAUGGUUCGUAUUGCUCGGAGCUUGUUUAGGCUUGGGGGUGGGUAUAGGAAUGGGGUUGGCGUUGUGCUGUAUGCAAAUGUCCACAGUAGAUGCACUUAAAUUCAGGCCAGCGUUGUAUGAGUCAAUCUUUGAGUCCCUUUGCAUCAUUGUAGGGGUUUUGCUUUCGUCACGAUUGAAAUCACUACUAGUUAUCAAGAUGAUUGCUUUCGCCCUGCCCAUUGCAGGAAUUCUGUUAAGUGGCCAACUGUCGUUAAGUCUUGCAACUAUGGGAAUAUCUGGAUUGACAAUCGGCAUUUUUCUUGUCAUGGGUUUGGAUCUAGAACGCCAUGUGGCAAGUAGGUUUUACUCAAAGUACAAAAACAAAGUACUUGUUGACGUGCUUGGCUUUCUCAUGGCAAUACUGUUUGGCAGGUCGAUCGGUUUGAAUUUCGUCUUUGACUUUGUCAACGUCUUCUUCACUCUCGUACAUCUGGGACUUAUAAUCUACUUCGAGGCAGAAUUCAGAAGAAUGAGGCAGACGAAAUAUCCUUAUAGGCUCGUUGGGAAGAAUAUCUCUCAGUUCAAGUCUAAGGAAGAUCUACCUAAGAAAAUGCUGCUGUUGGAUUUUGCGGGAGAUCGUCUGUACUAUGCCACUCAUCCCCUUUUCAUUUCCAGUCACGCAAUUUUUUUGGUUGUGUUCAGUCUUGCUAAGUUUGCACAAGAUGAAACUUACCACAUGCGGCGACUGAUAUUCUGGCUACACUCAAUCGCUGCACAUGCGAAAAACCCCGAGUGCAAAGUGUUUCUUGUAGGUACCCACAGAGAUCUUGUGCAACGCAAAAGGAGAAAACAGAUCACAAAAAUUAUAACAAAGAAAAUUGGUCAGUAUCCUCGCCUUCUUGGUAUGAUCGUGUUGAACAUGGUUGAUCCGUCGGACAACAGUACACACCACACGUUUGUGUUUUGUGUCGACAAUUCUGCACAAAUUUAUGAUGAUUCGGAGGGACUCCGCCUUCGGGAAACAUUGGUGAACGAAGUCAACAAAGCCGAGCACGUCAAACAUGAAAUUCCCCUCAGAUGGUUAAAAUUCUACGACCUUACCAACAGAAGAAAAAGACGCAGGGGUGGGAAGGACUACCCCAAGAACUGCACUUCUUCCACGCAGGCAGUCUGGGACAUGGUACAAAAAGAGAGUAUAUUCAAGCCAGACGAAAAAGAAGACUUUGAUCAGAUGCUAGAUUUCUAUAACCGAGUCGGGGAAAUCAAGCUGAUGGAAACGUUCGUGGUUUUUGACCCACAACUUGUCGUUGACCUGCUGACCAACCUGCUCCAGAUGACAGUUGAACAUGGCGCCAUGGUGCCUUUGAAGCUCAUGGAAAAACUGUGUAAGAAAAUCAACGCCCCUUUCGAAGAAGUGAUCACCAUUCUCAGGAAGUAUGACCUUGUUUGCCCUCUCUUGAACUCACCAGGACAAGAUGACACGACCACAGCUCAGUACUACAUUAUUCCACUUAAUCUUAAACGUCUCGACAAAAAACGCCAAGCUCUGGAGCCUGAGGAUGACGUCAUAAGCUCGGAUCCAGAAACAGAUGACAGAGCGUGGCUGCCAUUUUGGCAGAACAGGUCAACAGAUGUCAGCUUCUUCUUCAAUUUCAGAGAGUUCAACCCGGAUGCCGUAUUCGUCCGCCUGCUGGCCAGGUGUCUGUACGUUUCGCAGCGAUCUCACGACAUGUCCAACAGACGACACGUGUACAGCGAUGCAGGGAGGUUCUACCAGUCCAACGACUUCUACUACAAGAUCGAGCUGUGCUGCCCUGCGGAUGCACAGAACCUGAUACAGGUCACCGUGGGGAGAGCGCCAGAGUCCGGCGUUCGGGAUCUCCUGUGCCGCAUCGACUGUGACAUCAAGGACAUCUGUGGUAGAGACUUUCCCUACGUGAGCUAUACGUUUGGAAUACGGUGUGAGGCAUGCCGUCCAGAUGAUCAACCCUCAGCCCAGAUAAAGCAUCCCCGGCACAUACUGAACAUCUCAACACACGAGGAAGACUUCCCAUCAGAUGACACAGUAAGACUGUUGUGUGAGAGACAGGUGCACGAAGUUAAUUUUCGACGCUGGCCGGACAUCAUCCGGGUGAUAGAAGACAGCACAUCGGUCAGUCAGUCAGACAUCGAACGUGGCCGCAGUAUUGAAAUGACGGAGGCACACUGCAAACUUCUCACCAAGAACCGUCUUCAGCUAGUGCGCAACGUCACCCCAGAUGACGUCAUCGACCACCUCAUCCAAGAUGGCGUCAUGAGUGAGAAAUACGCUGAGGAGUUACGUCAUCAGCCGACGACCCGCGGACGUGCCGGGAUGGUGUUGGACCACCUCCCCCGCAGGGGUGACGCAGCAUUUUACUCCUUCAAACGUGCCCUUCAGAAGACAAACCAAAAACAUGUAGCCAAGCUUCUGGAGGAAUAAGAGCGUUGAUCUACUAAAUAUAAACCUCAAACCAGAGGCCUAAAAACCUUGCACAAAUCAAGUAAGAAAUUGGACAUUUCAGACUUUUGGGAAGUGUUUUGGGCUUUUAUUACAUUCAACUUGAAUGGAUAUAACGUUACACAUCAUUUAGUGUUACUCAACCCGUUAAAAUUCAUUGGUUUUCGCCCACCAUUUGGGAUUAGUAACCUCAAAAUAUCACGUUACACAUUCGAUGCAGUUAUAAAGUUGGUACUGAUAUAUAUGUAACGUUAUAUAUAAUCAUAUUUGUAUAUAAUAAUAAUUGGUAUGUCAUGGCCGACUAGUCUUGCAUAUUGGCUCAUUCGGCUAAUAAAACAAAAGCGGACACAAAACGUCGUAACCUCGGAAUUCCUGUGGUGAAACAUUUCUGGUUAAGCCAUAUAUGUCGUCACAACCAUUUUCGAGCAAAAAUCCAAAAUUCUCUCAAGAACAAAUGUGGGAAAAUACACAGCUUA